This is a messenger RNA of Monopterus albus (swamp eel), 2064 nucleotides long. RefSeq lists its product as uncharacterized. The coding region runs from base 836 to 1441 and encodes 201 amino acids. NCBI's taxonomy places the organism in Eukaryota, Metazoa, Chordata, Actinopteri, Synbranchiformes, Synbranchidae. The record is from RefSeq and is a predicted model, not a curated record. The transcript has 4 exons.
AUACCAUGAUCCACUGUAACAAAAGUGGCUGAAAGAGCCACGCAUUCACAUAGCCUAAUAUGUGCACAUUGAGAGUGCACACAGUGUGUAUGUUGUCAUGCAUCACAGGUUAAACUAGCAUAGCUGCCUAAAAUGCAUUGGUGAAGUUCAAAAUGAUUGAAGAAAAAAAAACUAAAAAUUACAAACACCAUGCCUGGCAGUUUAUACUGUUAGAUUUAAUUGCUAAAUGUGGAAUGUCCUCACUCUUGUGGGCAUAUUUUGGCUUUGAAAAAACAGAUGUUGCUCAAAAGAUGAUAAUCUCCAAACUAUGCCAAAAAUUAAUGAACCAACUCAGUGCUUGUUGCCCCAUCUGCACAUUAACCACCACAGAGAAUAUGUAGAAUAUGAAAGACCUUGGGAGACCGCUGUCCACAACAUGCCUAAACCAGCCAGAUUCCUGACCCACAUUCCUAUCCAGUUUGUGGCAGUAAUGCACCAUUUCACUGUUUGCAAGCCGCCAUAAAAAUCUAAGAAGAACAUUUUGGAGGUAGCUUUUUUAAAAACUUUGUAACUGAAGGUAAAACAGCAGUUUGCAGUUGGUACAGAGACACUGUGGGGGGAGAGACAAAUGUCAACCAGUGAACACAUGAGAGACAGUGGCUAUUAGGAUUUUAACUUUUACAACCAUACUAGCCUAUGGAUUCUAUAAAGUUACACCAUCAUAAGUUAGUUAUUUUCAUACACAGUCAUGGCCAAAAAUAUUGGCACCCCUGUAUUUCUGUCAGAUAACGCACCAUUUCUCAGAGAAAACUGUUGCAAUCAUAUUCCAGCACCGUAGCAUGGGAGUUUAUUGCUUAUGGCUUUAUUUCCCUCUCAUUUGUCUGCAGUGAGGAAUUGGCAUGUGUCUAAUGACACAAAGAAUAGAUGUUUAGAGCUGGCCACAGACAGAGAUGGUGGAAGACCCAUGAAAAGGAAGUGGUGUAGCCACUAUGAACCUGAGCAAAGUCCUUUGCUGGUUCAUCUGGUUUCCAUGUCCAAAAAGCUCCCGUCUUUUCAUCCCCAACGCCUCACUUGUUCCCAGGAUUUGUUUGUCUGCUCACUUGCCAGGCUGCUUCAAUCACCUGUUCAUAGGCUCCUGUCUCCUGUGUGGAGCACUUUAUCUUCAUACCCGUUCACAAUCACCUGUCAUUGCUGGGACGCCAAUGCUGCCUCUGUUCCUGUUCCUGAGCGGGUCGACAUCUUCAACACAACCUCAGUUCCUGUUUUCCAGUGGGUUGACGCCACCGCCAUUCCUGUCCCUGAGUGGGCUGACGCCGCCUUUGCCCCAGUUCUUCUAUGGGUCGAUACCACCAUUGUUCCUGCUCCUGAGUGGGUCAACGCCACAUCUGCCCCAGUUUCUGAAUGGCACAACUCCACCACUGCCUCAGUUCCUGAGGGGGCCAACACCACCUCCCACCCUUGACCUCCAGUGGGUCUAUGACAAUACCCUCACUCCUGUGCCAGUGUCUAGGCAUAUCAUCAGUGAGUCCCCUGCUGCUCACAUGUCCCGGCCUCGGGUUUCCAUUCAACUGUGAGGUUGCCUCCAGGCUUCUGCCAGGUCCCAAGACUGCCUGCCUGAGUUGCCUUCUCAAUGCCCUGCCAGAUCCCCAGGCCAUCCACCCAAGUGGCUUUCUGCUGGAUUUCAGGGCCAUCCACCAGAAUGGCCUCUCCAGCUUCCUGUUGGAUCUCAUGGUUGUCUGCCUGAAUGACCUCAUCUGGCGCCUAGGCCCUGCUCCCGAAAGGCAUCCUCUGCUCCUUGCCUGGCCCCUGGGCUGUCCUUCUGAAUAGCGCCCCGCCCCCCUGCAUCUCACUUGGCGCCAAGGUUUUCCGGAGUGACCUUUUCUGCCUCUGCUGCCUGUCCGGUUCAGUGGCCAUCCACCCGGUCAGCCACUCCAGACGCCUGUCUGGUUUCAAGGUCAUCCUUCUGAACGGUGCUAUCAACUCCCUGUGGCCGUCUUCCCAGUCAGUCAUCUAAGCUUCCUGUCUGGUCCCGAGGCUAUCGUCCGGAGCGAACCGCUUCCCCAGUUUCCUGCCCGGCCCAGAGAC